Amoebophrya sp. A25 is the source of this 4517-nucleotide messenger RNA. The record is from the annotation of a GenBank genome assembly. NCBI's taxonomy places the organism in Eukaryota, Dinophyceae, Syndiniales, Amoebophryaceae.
CUCGGUUCUUCCGGGAGUGAAAGUGUGAGUGUGCUCUACUUUGACGGAGGUUGUUGAGAGCAGAAGAGCAACAGCGCAAUAUCAAAAAGUGAUGUCUCUGUCUGAGUCCGACAUUCUGUGUGGGUGUGACGCAGGAAAUGCUUGUAAGUGGCGCCAACGUGGUUUCUUUAAGUAGGUAUCCAUACCUGGAGGUUGAAAAAUCUUCGUGGUCGUCGCGACGAGAGAAAAUGUCAUAGAUUGAUCAUGAUGAUCUUCCACCAUUUUGCCUCAUGCCCUCAAAUCGAAAAAAAAACGUUGUUCUCCCAAACCUCCUUUCUGUUGGCAUGCACCUUCUCUCUCCCACCUCCCUUUUUACUUUGUUUCAUCAAAAAUAGCCAAUUUUAUUGUUAUCGCAUAGUGUCGUUUGUCAAUCGUUCAUCAUGAUAAGGCGAUUGACAAUUCUGCAUUUUCAAUCUUCAAAAUUCUUGGUCAUUCUUAAUACUUUCUGACGUUUUUAUUUGCUGCUAUAUUUCUUCAACUUUUACUAUAAUGAACUUAACGAUUCUUUCCGUUUCCCCAACGCUUAUUAUAUCACAAAAUCACGCAAAAACGAGGAAGAUGAACUGCGUCUCUCAUUGGUUCAAAAAUUUUAGUUUUCUAGAUUCUAAUUCUUGGCUACAAUCACAAGAACAUCUACUUAUUCUUACAAUUUUCCAACUUCACCAUUACCGAACACUUCUUACAACUUUUUCAUCUGCUUCUCCACAUCCAAAUUCGAAGUUCUAGAAGUCUUGCACUACAAGUAGAAAAAGAGUUCUCUACUAGCAAAAAAGUUCUUGACCACAUCGAUUUCGGUUUCAUUGAGUGAUUCAAACCAAAUUCAACUUUAGCUUCUAUGUAUCACUUAUAGUUUAUUUAAGCUUAACCUCCACCAAAAGACAAAAAAUGGGUUGUACCAAUUCAAAAAAGAGCACUGGUGUGGUAACCGACCAGGAGAAGCAAAAGCGAAGGUCAGAAAAGCCAAAUGCCUUCUCAGCUGAGGACUUUGUCUUCGAAAAUCGCGGCAAGAUCCAUGAUGCCUAUACAUUCGAGGAUAAAAAACUGGGUCAGGGAACCUAUGGUAUUAUAAUGAUGACGAAGUUUCACUUUUUCACUUCUAAGAUCAAAUUCGAGUUGUAGGUGAACUAAUAUAUCUACUCGAUGCUUGUUUGGACUUGUUCACCUAAGUCGUGCAGGCACAUCAUAAUUUUCUACUUUUUCAACAUUUUCUACUUAUCCACCUUCAACAUUUUCUACUUCUUCAACCAGCAUCUAUCUAACAUCUCCGUCUCCAUCAUCCUCUGAGGUCUAUCAUCCUCCUCCCACCAACCACUAACAUCUCCGUCUCCAGCAUCCUCCUCCCCUAACACCCUAACCCUCAGAAUCCUAAGCCCUCUGACCUCUCACCUACCACAAGGUUCCGUCUCCAAGGCCACAUAUAAGAUGACACAGCAGAUUCGAGCAGUGAAGUGCAUUCCAAAGACCUCGCAGCACAUGAAGAACAUCGAACGGUUCAAGCAGGAGGUCAACAUCAUGAAGAACUGCGACCACCCGAACAUCGUCAAGCUGUUCGAAUCAUAUGAGGACUCGAGGAAUGUUUACUUGGUACUUGAUACAAUACGAAUAGGAAUACCUAUACCUGUGUGAUUCAGUUUCUAGUCAGAACAAGGGUGGAAGGUUUCUAAUCGUAGUGGAAGGUUUCUAGUCAGAACUGUGAUGAGGAUAAGAUGAAUGAAUGAAUGUGAGUGACAUCACCAUCUUCUCUCUUUUAAAAACAGGCCAUGGAGCUUUGCCAGGGUGGUGAAUUGUUCGACAGAAUUAUCGCAUCUGGUCACUUCACAGAGAGGGAAUGCGCCAUCUUGAUGCGACAGAUUUUGUCCAUUAUCCACUACCUCCACGAACACGGAAUCAUGCACCGAGACAUCAAGCCAGAAAACUUUUUGCUGGUAUAGUAUUAACAUUUUCAUCUGAACACCCCACACCAUUGAUAUUAACAUUUUCAUCUGAAUCUGAACACCCCAUACGCAUACAACAAUUCUAGAAGCAUAAUUCUCAACGGACGACCACAACUACGACCCUACAAGAACACAACAGUACGAAGACAACGCACCGAUUGAGCAGUCCACAGUGAAGAUCAUAGAUUUCGGUCUCUCAACGAAGUACAAGCCGGGAGAGUUCAAGAGCACCAAGGCUGGAACCCCAUACUACGUUGCGCCACAAGUCCUUACUGGAAAAUACGACCAGAGCUGUGACGUGUGGAGUUGCGGAAUCAUCAUGUACUAAAAUGGAAUGAUAUAUUGUGGAGUAGGAGUUCACGUGUGGAGCUCCUGCGGAAUCAUCAUGUACUAAAAUAGAAUGAUACAUUACGAAACGAAAAAGUGCACUCACACUAAAGAAAUUGGCUAGGAUUGAAGUAGGAAAAUAGCCACUUUUUUUGUGUGUGUUGACUGAGUGCACUUUUUUCUUUCAUAUAUAUUGUGGAAGAUAUGGUCCCCUUAUUUGUGGAGUUGCACAUCAUCGUCCCACCUUCCUCUCCUUCUCAAAGGUACAUCAUGCUUUGUGGUUACCCACCCUUCUACGGUGAGAGUGAUGUAGAUGUCCUGGCCAGAGUCCGACUCGGAACAUUCACCUUCGUGCAGGCAGACUGGAAGAACGUCACAUCUGAUGCAACCGAAUUGAUCACGAAGAUGUACUUGCUUUAAUGAUUACUUACUCUUGAAGACUGAAAAUAAGGGAGUUAGAGUUACUGACUGAAAUAAGAGGGGAGGUAGCUUUUAGAGGCUACUCUGUGUUCUUCAGUAUCUCGGUUAUUCUCGGUUGUUACUUGCUUAUUUCAGUUUUUCGUAUCCUCUUGUUGUAAUACAACUAGUGGAGGUAGGGACUUUCUUCAUUUUCAAAAAAAUUGUUCCGAAGGGACGAUCAUUUUUGGCGCUUUGUUUGAUGAUGAUGAAACAGAAACAGUAGACGUUCGUGUCUAUGUAUAAUAUAGGUUCCUUACGUUGUCUUGAUCUAUAAUAUAGGUUACAUUGUACUUCCACAACACCACCUCCACCCGUCACCACCCACCAAAGGUUGAAGAAGAACCCAGCCGAUCGCUUCACUGCGAAGCAAGCUUUGGACCACGUAUGGAUCUCGCAGAUGGCGCCUAAGGCAGCCUCCAUCUCACUCUCCGGCAACUUGGUCGGUCCUCUCACUUCCUUCCGAAACGGCAACAAACUGAAGAAAGCGGCUUUGACGGUACUGCUGGUGACUUUGAUAGGAUAAGACGCUAGAACCUCAACGACAGUAGUAGAGGAUGGUACUGUUGGUGACUUUGAUAGGAUAAUACGCUACAAGACCGUAGAGGAUGCUUCUGUCUUAGACUAGAUUUAGAAGUUCAACACAUCAAGAUCAAAACGAUCCCUUCACCCUACAACCAUAGGUGAUCGCGACGCAAAUCAGUGACGACAGCAUCAGGCAGCUCCGUGAGCUCUUCCUUCAGUUGGAUGAGGAUAACGAUGGAACACUCACCGUGCAAGAAAUCGUCGAUGGCAUGGGUACUUAUGAAUUUUGGAUCUUUGUAGUAGAAUCGAGACGAUUUUUGGUCCUCUACCAAUGCAUCCCAUACCAGCAUUUUUCCUCGAAGUGUUUGUACAGUAGGUACCUGUAACAACUGCUAGGGUGUCUACCGAAACCCUAACCACAAACUAACAGCAAAAGCCGGUCUCCAGGACAACACGGAACAAUUGGCAGAGUUGAUUAACCAGAUCGAUUCAGAUGGAAGUGGAAGGAUUGACUACACAGAAUUCUUGGCAGCGACAAUGGAUAAGCGACACUACAUGAAAGAAAGCGCGUGCUAUGCCGCUUUCAAGGUACUAUAUUAUAAUUGUUCGAAUUCUACCUAUGUACGAGGAGUUACAGUUAGAUUGAUUCUUGUGUUCAAGAAUAAUAGACGGACCACUCCAACGAGGAAAAGCAGUUGCAGUUGCAGUUGUAUUAGGGUCUAGGUGGAAUCUGUGCGGUCAUCGAUCAUGCAGGAAAGUCAAACUCUUCUUCCUUCGCUCUCUAAGUUUAUCCUUUCGCAUGAUCCACCAUCCUCACCCACCCACCGUGCUAAACCACCAAGGUCUUCGAUCGCGAUGGCAACGGCCAUAUUGACAAGCAGGAGAUCGCCGAUGUGUUGGCUGAUGGUGAUGUCAAGAUUAUGGCUCAAAUUUUCCUACAGAGUUGUUCAUUUUUGACGUCUGCAACAUCCUUGUCCUCGUAGUAAUUUGUACUUUGUCUAAAAGUAUUUCUAUUUAACUACUUACUCCAUUCAUUGGAGAUGUUAAUAUCACCACAUUGUUCCUGCUGCACACUCUAACAAUCGCAUGGUCUCACAAGACAUUAUCAACAAGAUUUUGUCAGACGCUGAUGCCAACGGCGACGGCGAAAUCGACUUCGAGGAGUUCAUGGCUAUGAUGCAAAAGGACGAUGGUCCAUCUGGAGGUGGUCUUCAGAUCACUAGCACUGCUAAGUAA